Messenger RNA from Alnus glutinosa, 2516 nucleotides. Its product is annotated as agamous-like MADS-box protein MADS9. The record is from RefSeq and is a predicted model, not a curated record. The transcript is spliced from 20 exons. Gene Ontology annotation, cellular component: nucleus. The coding region runs from base 333 to 2387 and encodes 684 amino acids. Gene Ontology annotation, molecular function: protein dimerization activity; DNA-binding transcription factor activity, RNA polymerase II-specific; RNA polymerase II cis-regulatory region sequence-specific DNA binding. Gene Ontology annotation, biological process: positive regulation of transcription by RNA polymerase II. NCBI's taxonomy places the organism in Eukaryota, Viridiplantae, Streptophyta, Magnoliopsida, Fagales, Betulaceae.
UGUUAGAUUCCGCAGACUAUAACCAAUAUAAAAGUUUCCCGUUCUUAAAUUAACUGAAACCCUAAAAACCCAUCGAAGUUAAAGGGAAAGAGUCGGAGAGAAAGAGAAAGGAGGGACCAAUGGUUAAGAAGGUACAACAGAACUAACGUGAAAGAAUCGAUCAGAUAUUUAAAAGCAGCUUAGAAAGUUGCUUAUCGGCCAGCUCGAAUUGGAAAGUCUCCUCUUUUGCUUUCUCUCUCUUCUCUAUCUCUUCCUCACUCUUUCAUUUCACAAGCAAGAAGAGCAAGAAAAGGAGAUCGAGUGCAAGGAUCGAAGAAGAAAGGUUUUGAGAGAUGGGGGGAGGCAAGAUUAAGAUCAAGAGGUUAGAGAAGUACUUAAGCAGGGGGAAUGGGAUCAUGAAGAAGGCUAAGGAGAUCAGUGUUCUUUGUGGUGCUAAAGUUUCGCUAGUUAUCUUUGCUAGCUCAGGAAAUAUGCUGGAGUACUGCAGCCCCUCAACUUCGCUGAUUGACAUCUUGGACAUCUACCAGAAGCUUUCUGGGAAGAGGUUGUGGGAUCCCAAGCAUGAGAACCUAAGCAAUGAAAUUGAUAGAAUCAAGAAAGAGAACGACAACAUGCAGAUUGAGCUCAGGCACUUGAACGGGGAGGAUAUCACAUCUUUGAACCAUAGAGAGCUCAUGGUCCUUGAGGAUGCCCUUGAAAAUGGCCUCAGCAGUAUCCGCGAGACGCUGAUGGACUACUGGAGGAUGACUAAGAAAAAUGUCAAGAUCUUGGAGGAGGAGAACGAGGCACUUAAUUUCGUUCUGUACAAGAUCUUGGAGGAGGAGAAUAAGGACCUUCAUUUCACUCUGCAACAACAGGAGAUGGCCAUGGAAGCAGCAAGCAGAGAAAUGGAUGAUGAUUAUGAGCAGAGGGUGAGGGACUACGAUUCUCAAAUGCCUUUGGCUUUCCGUGUGCAGCCUGUUCAGCCAAAUCUACAAAGGCAGAUCAACGAACAGGAUUGGUCUAAUGAAGGCUUCUCUCCGUCAACAGCUUCUGGAUCUGUGCCCUUUCAGUGCUUUCACUUGUCUCCAACAAAGAGAAGGAUCCCUCCGGCUGACGAGUCUAGUGUGAUGCAUGCCAUGUUACAUGACAUUUUUGACAUGCAACAUGUACGAGCAGAUGAAGGUGGGUCCGAAGUUGGUGUGCAAGCUGAAACCGUACAAGAAGAUCCAGAUGACUUUGAUGAGGGGGCAAGGAAGUUCUUUGAUUUGCUUAAGGGAAAAACCGCAAGUGCAAAUGAAAAUACGGAGGAACUGAUGUCGCAAGAUCCUCCAACAUCUAGAUUAUGUACGUACAAUGGCACAAUACCAUGGUCCUCAAAUGAUGUGGACGGACAGGUAAUGGGCCCUGAAUAUCUUGGGUGUGUCCACGGAUUGGGAUUGGGGCCAAGACCUGGCAGAUCCAGCUACAGUUCGUCUAGGGCCUCAACAUCGGCUUCUCAAGAUCCUGAACUUGCAAGUCAUAUUAAUGAACUGAAAGCUCAAAUGACGCAGAUGCAAAUAUUGCAUGAGGGUGAGAUGGCUCAAAUGAGAAAGUUGUUUGCCAUGCUUAUAGAAGGGAGUGCGCAUAGGAGUAAUGCGCCGAACAAUAUUUCAGACAUAAUAUCCCCACAUGUGAUACCCAAAUCAUCCAUGGGUAGAGGAGCAGGUGAACACUCAAAUGUGGGUGCUAACGAUAAUCAGGCGGAGAUGACAGCGAAAGACAGGCAGGAAGAGAUGGGGAGAGGCAAGAUUGAGAUCAAGAGAAUAGAGAACUCAACAAACAGGCAGGUGACCUACACAAAGAGGAGGAAUGGGAUCAUUAAGAAGGCUACGGAGAUCAGUGUUCUAUGUGAUGCUAAAGUUUCGCUUGUUAUCUUUAGCAGCUCAGGAAAGAUGCACGAUUACUGCAGCCCUUCAACUUCGCUGACUAACAUCUUGGACAAGUACCACAAGUGUUCUGGGAAGAGGUUGUGGGAUCCCAAGCAUGAGAAUCUCAGAAAUGAAAUUGAUAGAAUCAAGAAAGAGAACGACAACAUGCAGAUUGAACUCAGGCACUUGAAGGGGGAGGAUAUCACAUCUUUGAACCCUAGAGAGCUCAUGCUCCAUGAGGAAGCCCUUGAAAAUGGCCUCAGCAGUAUCCGCGAGAGGCAGAUGGACUACUGGAGGAUGGCUAAGAAAAAUGACAAGAUCAUGGAGGAGGAGAAUAAGGACCUUCGUUUCACUCUGCACCAACAGGAGAUGGCCAUGGAAGCAGCAAACAGAGAAAUAGAUGAUUAUUAUGAGCGGACGGGGAGGGACUAUAAUUCUCAAAUGCCUUUGGCUUUUCGUGUGCAGCCUAUUCAGCCAAAUCUACAAAAGAGGAUGUAAUAGUACUGUUGAUGGUGCAUGUCGCUAUAAUGUUAGCUUGCUAGCUAUCUUGAAAAAUAAAUUUAGCUCUCUAGUGUACUACUGUUUGUAAUAACCUUAAUAUUUUCCUGGCCGGCCUCCUUCUGCAAA